UGGUUAAUGCAGAGCUACGUGAAGCGGUGGUAGUUAGAGAAUCAUCUCCAAAGCACUAGACAAAUGCGUUGAAUUGGUCUUUGCGUUCACCAAUAAAAAAACAAAUAAUUACUCCUCUGUAUCUUAUCUUUAAUUAAUGGGUUCUCAGAUUCUCAAAAUCUCACCUUUUGCGUCUUCUUCAAUUUUCAACGCCACCCCAUUCUUGAGAUUCCAAGCCAAAACGGUGGUCACCAUUUCUAAGACCCAAUUCAGGUCAAAUUCCCUCGUUUCCUCAUCUGGGUUUGUUCCUUUAAGUAAUAAUAAGAGAGGUUUGAGUGGUGGGGUUGUUGCUAUGGCUUCUGCAACAGGAGGGUCCGUUCAGAAAUCAGAGGAGGAGUGGCGUGCUAUUCUCUCCCCUGAGCAGUUCCGUAUUCUCAGACAGAAAGGCACUGAGUAUCCAGGUACUGGGGAGUAUGACAAGUUUUACGGUGAAGGAAUCUACCAAUGUGCAGGAUGCGGCACUCCCCUCUACAAGUCCACAACAAAAUUCAACUCAGGCUGUGGUUGGCCAGCUUUCUUUGAGGGUCUUCCUGGAGCUAUUAAUCGCACUGUGAGCAUCUUUCUUUUCCUCCUGGCCACAUAAAUAUGGUUUUGUCAU
Nicotiana tabacum (common tobacco) is the source of this 637-nucleotide messenger RNA. Lineage: Eukaryota; Viridiplantae; Streptophyta; Magnoliopsida; Solanales; Solanaceae. The record is from RefSeq and is a predicted model, not a curated record.